AUGAGGAGUGCAAGAAGUCUUCUCUCAAAAAGACAAAUGCCAAUAAUUAAGCUUCAGGAGGAGAGGAGCAAGUAGAACAAAUUGAGGAGGAUGGCGGAUUGGUUAGCAUUAAGGAAGAUAUUGAUGAGGAGUAGAGACAGUCGUCGCUUGUUAACUAGAGUUAAGUAGUCUAAGCAUAACAAGAGAAAGUAGAAGCAGCAGGACAAAGAAGGCGACUUGCUUCAUGAAAUUGGCAGCAGAAAAACUAAUAUCAACACUAGCUUGCAACAGACUGCCAACAAGAGGCAAAAGCAAGGCCCAACCUUGAAUUAAUCAAUUGCACAGCUAACCCAGAGAAACAAGCCUCAGAAGUAGAGCUGA
Molecule: messenger RNA, 360 nt
Organism: Stylonychia lemnae
Lineage: Eukaryota; Ciliophora; Spirotrichea; Sporadotrichida; Oxytrichidae
Source: the annotation of a GenBank genome assembly